This is a messenger RNA of Scylla paramamosain (green mud crab), 3931 nucleotides long. RefSeq names its product lipid scramblase CLPTM1L-like. The transcript has 12 exons. Gene Ontology annotation, cellular component: membrane; endomembrane system. The coding region runs from base 245 to 1918 and encodes 557 amino acids. The record is from RefSeq and is a predicted model, not a curated record. Lineage: Eukaryota; Metazoa; Arthropoda; Malacostraca; Decapoda; Portunidae.
UUUGUAAUUGUCUUCCCUUGUUUUCUUUUUUUUUUCCACUUUUCUUUCUUGCACUGCUUCUGUCUUUUCUUUAUUCAGAACUUUUCUUUUUUGUAUGGCAGAGAUUGGAUAAUGAGGAAAGUAUAUAGAUAAUAACUACUGUUGGGGUACCCACCGCUGGAGGGUGAUGCAGCCGUGAUGUGGGAGUGGCGCGGGGCACCCUGCAGGAAGGAAGAGCCAGGCAGCACUUCUCUCCGAAAAGCACAUGGAAGAGACACCACCACCACCACACACCAUGCUGGCGGGGUACAGCCUGCCGUCGCUCACCACGGUGGUGUGUGGGCUGUUUGUGGCAUACAUCCUGCAGUCGGUGUGGACGCUGGGCCAGCUGUUUGUGCACCCCAGCUGCCCCACCCCCAGCCACUGCUACCAGCCUCUCAUUGCACAGAACCCUCAGCUGCAGCUGCUGGCGUUCACCUCACUGUCCCGUGCUCCCUCACACCCCCGAGAGCUGGAGUUGCUACAUCGCGUCAAGCACUUCCCCUAUGACAGUCCCCGGGAGGACCAGCUGGAGGUGCAGCUUCCCCUCAGGGUCAGAAACAAUGGCUCCUUUUACCUGCAUCUCUUCCUUACCCCUCCACACAUCACGCCUGAGGACUGGGGUGGCCUGGCUCAAGGGGAACAUUCAGUUUAUGCCUUCUCCCCACUGACGGAGUACCAGGUGCCUGAAGCCUCCACUUUCAACCUUCUGGGGGAGGACAAGACUGCAGCAAAGGAGGACAGCACCACCACCAGCAGCAGCAGCAGUAAGAGCAGCAAGCAACAGAAAUCACGCAGGCCGGUGACACACUUCCAGUCCCAAGUGACCUUCAACAUCCUGACUGACCCUGUUGGUCUGCCCCGCCAUGACCUUCCCUACGACCUGGGUCAUGCCCUCAGACUGGACUCCCGGGGCCGCUACCUCCCCAUCUUGCACGUGGACACCCUCAGUGCUCGGCUGCGAGACCUGGUGGAGGUGACGCCCACCCUCACCCACACCAACUUCACCCUCAAGUAUGCCCCCAUCUCAUACGGCAAGCUGAGGCUAUGGAUGCAGUUCGAGGGGGCGCUCAGACCCAUGGCAUCCCUGGGCUUCAGUGCAAGGGACCUGGAUGAUGUCAAAGGGAUCUUCUCUGACACCAGCCUCUACUUCCUCUUUGUGACCUUCCUGGUGGCUGCCCUGCAUAUGCUCUUCGACUUCCUAGCCUUCAAGAACGACAUAGCAUUUUGGCGUGGCCGGCGGUCCAUGGCAGGCCUGUCCCCCUCCUAUGUGGCGUGGCGGGCCAUCUCCCAGGCUAUUGUGUUCCUGUACCUGUUGGAGGAGAACACAAGCCUGCUGGUGCUGGUGCCUGCUGGGAUAGGAGGUGUUAUUGAGUUGUGGAAGGUGACCAAGGCAUUCCACAUUCGCCUGGAGGGUUGGCGGCUGCGGGUGGAGCAGGCCAUCAGCUCUGGGGAGAGUGCCACCCGGGAGCUGGACUCUCAGGGCAUCCGCUACCUCAGCUACCUCCUGUACCCCCUGCUGGUGGCCGGCGCUGUGUACUCCCUGCUCUAUACCCCCCACAGGAGCUGGUACUCCUGGUUGAUCAACUCCCUGGUGAAUGGAGUGUAUGCGUUUGGCUUCCUGUUCAUGUUGCCGCAGCUGUUCAUUAAUUACAAGCUGAAGAGUGUGGCCCACCUGCCCUGGAAGACCUUCAUGUACAAGGCUUUCAACACCUUCAUUGACGACCUGUUUGCCUUCAUCAUCACCAUGCCCACCGCCCACCGUGUUGCCUGCUUCAGGGAUGAUGUGGUGUUCCUCAUCUAUCUCUUCCAGCGAUGGCAGUACCCGGUGGACAAGAGCCGUGUGAAUGAGUUCGGUGAGUCUGGUGAGGAGGUGGCACAGAAGGCUAAGGAGGAGUAAUCAUCCACCACUGCACCACCACCACCACCACUACCAGUGUGCAGGCUGCAGGUCAGAGUGAGGGCGUUCACUGGAAGGCGCUAUGCAGGUUCCCCCGAGGCUCCGGCCCAGUGUGGUGAGGGAAGUGUUUCUCUUAUGGUUGUUGUUUCAUUGAAGGAAUCACAGCGGAAGUUUUGUUGGUGUUUACUGAUGUGUUUAUUUAGUUUUCUUUGGUGUUUGUGUAUUUCUGAGUUAGUGACGGAAGUAAGGACAGACAUUCAAACUGUGGCAAGUGGUGGGACCUCAAGAACAGGUGCUGAAAGUCAUCUUUAUUUUUAUUUAUUUUAUUUUUUAUUUUUUCCUGCAUUUAUGGAUAUGCAUUUAUGGAUUUAUGCAGUUAUGGAUAUGUUUUCCUCAUUCCAAACACACACGAUCCUCACAGUGAGAUGAUGUGUAUCAGUGUGUUGGAGGCUGUGUCCUCCCGACCAAACCUUUGUCUUGGCUCAAACUACUCAAUAUUUCUACUGUUAGUGGCACAGUGUAGUGUAUUAGUGGCUCUUCUGGCCUACAUUUAUUUAUUGUGUGUGUGUGUGUGUGUGUGUGUGUGUGUGUGUGUGUGUGUGUGUGUGUGUGUGUGUGUGUGUGUGUGCGUGUGUAUCCAUUAUGGAGAGUGGCAUUGGGGUGGUGAGGCCAAGAGGGGCUGGUGCAAUGAGGGCCAGAGUGCCCCAGUGUGUGGGGUGUUGAGGUGCAGCUCCUCCCUCAGGGGCAACACACAAGGACAAUCAAACUUCUCUCUCAUUGGCUGCUGCUGACCCAGCUGGCCCUUUGUCGGGUGAAGGUGUGUGUGUGUGUGUGUGUGUGUGUGUGGUUCAAAGGGAGGGAUGGCUUGUGUUGUUUCCUUUGUGGUAGAGUGUUGGGCAGACCUGUGCUGCUGCUCCCUUGGCUGGGUUGGUGAGGGCAGUGCACUGACAGACAAAAGCUGUGGCAUUACCAUGUUCACUAUGAAGGAAGGGAGGCAGAAAUACCCAGGAUAACUUGUCUUCCAGUUUACUGCUUGAAGCUUGUACUCUCUUAGAUCUAAGAGGCGGCUGCGUGUGGCUUGCGUAAAUAAUGAAGUGGCACUUGCCAGGGAAAACCUGGCCAGGAAAUCCACGAGCCAAGGCUGAUCAGGACAAUAGGUAUACGUGGUGCAUCACCAGACAGGCGGUGGAUGGAGGGUGGAGUGAGGGAGAGGAGGGAGCCAAGCAUUCCAGUGUGGUAAGGAGAGGUGGAGUUUGUUGGGAUGUGUGGGGAGCACAACAAGGAAUGGUUACAACUCAGUGUUGUUGGUGGAAGUUUGUAGAGGCAAGUCCAAAAAAAAAAUUUUGAAUGAGGUGGGCCAGAAGGACCCUGGAGACCUGGGGCUGUGUUGGGAGACUGGCAGACCAAGCAGCCCAGCCAGCCGGUAUCAGCAAGGCUCACACAUUGAAGUGUGCAUGGAACCUUUGUAAAAGAUUAAUAAUUUGUCUGAUGUUUCCCUUUGGUUGUUUCCAACCAUUCUCUCACUUGCAUGAUUUUUAUAGAUGUAGUUGAGCAGAUUGUUCUGUAGGCACAGUGCUUUGUAAUGAUGAGUGUUUUCCUGGAGAAAUAAGUCACCACGUAUUAUAGAGUAGGGUUAGGUAUAGCCGCCAAAUUAUUCCCUCUUUGGCAACGUGAACCUUGAGCACACCCAAGGCGACACACUACCCCAGCUGCCAAGGCAAUUGGGGGAAGAGUGGAGGUGAGAACUCCUUCACUUCGCAUGAGCCAGCCGGCUGGAGUGUGGUUGCGCAGCACGGCAUGCCACUGUGCUCGUCCCUUGAUGCUGUCUCUCACACUUUUGUCUGUCAUUGCGCUCCCUGCUGGGUUGUGUUAGUGGUUGGGAAAGGACAGAGAAAUAUUUUGGAAUAUUUUAAGACUGUUGCAUAACUAAACAUUCCACUUUAGGAAUACUACUACUAGAGUCAUAAUAAAAUAUUCUAUAUUUAGAGCUAUAAUAAAGCAACUUAUAUUUGU